Messenger RNA from Python bivittatus (Burmese python), 921 nucleotides. Its product is annotated as olfactory receptor 5A2-like. Gene Ontology annotation, molecular function: olfactory receptor activity; G protein-coupled receptor activity. NCBI's taxonomy places the organism in Eukaryota, Metazoa, Chordata, Lepidosauria, Squamata, Pythonidae. Gene Ontology annotation, biological process: G protein-coupled receptor signaling pathway. Gene Ontology annotation, cellular component: membrane. The record is from RefSeq and is a predicted model, not a curated record.
AUGAACAACCAAACUGAUUCACCAGACUUUGUUUUCCUUGGACUUUCCAAUGAUCCUAAACUGCAGAUCUUUCUCCUCCUGACCUUCUCAAUCAUUUUUCUAAUUACACUGUCAGGAAACAUCGCAAUCAUUCUGAUCAUAAGAAUGGACCCUUCUCUCUCUGCACCCAUGUUUUAUUUUCUGUCUCAUUUGUCCUUUGUGGACAUUUGUUACUCCUGUAAUACUGUUCCUAAGAUGUUAAUGAAUUUUCUCAUGAAGGGAACGACAAUUUCUUUCACUGACUGCAUGACUCAAAUGUUUUGUACCCUCCUACUAGGUACUACAGAGUGUUUCCUACUUUCAGCAAUGGCUUAUGAUAGAUAUACUGCAGUGUGUCACCCACUUCAUUACAUAGUGAUCAUGAAUAAAGCAAUAUGCAAUUACUUGGUUUUGGGAGCAUGGCUAACGGGCUUGUUGUUUGCAACCAUAAACACAGUGCCCACAUUUGGCUUACAGUUUUGUGGCCUUCAUGAAAUUAAUCACUUCAGCUGUGAACUUCCACCAUUAUUGAAAGCGUCUUGUUCUGACACUUUUCUUAAUAAUUGGAUUCUUUUAUCUUCUGUAUUGGUUUUUGGACUUGGUUCCUUCUUACCAACGUUGGUCUCCUACAUUCACAUCAUCACCAGCAUCAUGAAGAUCCAUUCUGCAGACAGCAGAAGCAAAACUUUCUCUACUUGUAGCUCUCAUCUCAUUGUGGUGGGUUUGCUAUAUACAACAGGAAUGUCUCAGUACAUGAAACCCAACAGUAUUUCUUCCAUUACACUGGAUGAGCUUUUUUCUAUUCAGUACAGCAUUUUGACCCCCAUGCUGAACCCAAUUAUCUAUAGUCUGAAAAAUAAGGAAGUGAAGAGGGCACUUAGAAGAAUAUGUAACAGAAGUUAA